AUGUGUAAACACCUCUGUAAAAAAAAGUUGAUUAAAACAAAAAAAAAAUUCAAAAUGUCACAACAAGAACAUUAUAGCCUUCGGUGGAACAAUCACCAAAAUCACAUAUUGCGUGCAUUUGACACACUGCUGCAAACAAAGACGCUGGUCGACGUGACUCUCGUGUGCGCCGAAACGAGUAUACGAGCACACAAAGUCGUCUUGUCGGCAUGUUCGCCGUUUUUUCAGCGCGUUUUCAGCGAAACGCCCUGCAAACACCCGGUUAUUGUGCUGAAAGACUUUCGCGGAUGGGUCGUUCAAGCAAUUGUUGACUUUAUGUAUCGCGGCGAAAUCAGUGUGCCGCAAGAACGACUCCAAACUCUCAUUCAUGCCGGCGAAUCUUUGCAAGUUCGAGGCUUAGUUGAUCAUCCCGUAGCGAUGAAUACUCCGACACCGGCAGCAUCUCCCGAAGAUUUCAGUAUUUUGGACUCUUCGAUCGUGUCGCCGACAAGCCCGAGUCCCAAUUUCACGUCGAUUAGCCAAAAUUCGUCGAAACUUUUGAUUCCGCCGCAUUUCGUGACUGAUCCAACGAUGAAUUUAGUCAAUCGCGAGCAUCGGGAAUGCAUUUCGCCGACGCCGCGACGAAAACAGGCGCGUCCCAGACGUCGUUCGGGCGAAUGUGGGCCUCAUGAUUUGAUGAGUAAUAGCAACAGUAAGCCCGGGACGCCCGAAAUUUCGAUGAAAAGCGAUUUGGAGCACAAACGCAUGAUGGACGAUGAGGAAAAUGACAUGAACGACGACGAUAAAAUCGAAGAAAUCAAGUCAGAAGCGGAAGAAAUCGAAGACGACGACGACAUUUUGGAACAGAGACACGAGGAAAUCAAGCAAAAAGAGAAAGAUGAACAUGCGGAAGACAGUCCGGAGAAUUUGUGCAUGAAAAAUUCGGUAAAUUCAUCGCCAAAGACAUCGGGAAAUAAAAUGAACAACAACAACGAAGCAGCUUCCAAUGAAAAUAAUCGCGGAAUUGGCUUGAAAGAUAUUCGACAUCGCGGCGGAUCGAUGCAUCGUUCACGAAAUCAUCCGAAUUUUCAUCCUUUUCCGCCAUUUACGAGCCUGACGCCGCCCCCUUCCUUUCAUCUGAACAACAAUCCCCCGCUGGGACAUCAGAAGGAACACAUGAAAGCCGAAUCUGAGGACGGGAGAGCGAUGGAUGACGAUUCGAUGAUGGAACCCUUGGAUAUUAAUCAGCCACUGCCCCCGAAUCAUGGCUCGAGUAUGCGCGGCGAACAUCAACGCAGCAUGGAAAAUAAUAAUUUUUCGAAUAAGCAUGGGAAUAAGGAUUUUUUGCCGAACCCGUUGAACUUUCAUCCGCAUUUUAAUCAGCAAGAUGGACCGCCGUUUCCGCCAAUGCCCUCGAUGUCGGCACUUGCGUUGUCGUCGCCACAUUUGUUUGGAUUAGAUGCCCCUUUUGGACUAUUUCCUCCGGGAAUGGAUCCCGGCAAAAUGUACAAUCCGUUGAUGGAGUUGUCAGAUCCGCGAACCAUGCAUCCAGAUCAUCCUCCUCCGCCGUUUUUGAAAAAGAAAUUAAGUCGCGCAAAGAGUCAACAUUCCGCUCCUCGCGGAGGUCCUCCCCGUUCAUGGACAAAUGCUGAACUCACAAAGGCUCUCGAACACGUUUGGAACAAGAAAAUGACCACAAGUCAAGCUUCUCGCAUCUUCGGCAUCCCCUACAACUCCCUCUUGAUGUACGUUCGUGGCAAAUACGGCAAAAGUUUAAAACUCGAGCAACUCCGCAAAGAUUGCAUCAGCGGUCCUCCCAUCGAAAUCAUUCAACGCGGCAUUUCCGGACACAUUUCUUCCAGCAAAGAUCGCAACAAGGAAAAAGAAUCGCAACGCGAUCACGACGUCCCGCAUGCCCAAGGCCCCCGAAGCUCGUCAUCCGAACCCGAUUUGCUUUCGAGCCCAAAUCCGUUCUUCAGUUCGUUUCCGCCCGGAUUUUAUCCCGAUUUUGGCGAAGGAUUUCCGCGACUUCCGUUAGACAUGUCGAGUCUCUUGUCAUCGGAUCGACAUCCGCCGCAUCCGUUGCCGAUCAACUUGGAUGACGAUUGUCGGAGUAACGGCAGCAAACAAAGCGCCGAAGAUGAUUUUCCGCAACAACCGCUCGCCUUGAGCAGGAAUGAGGAGCGCCGGGAACGCGAACAGCAACGAGAACGGGAACGACGCGAAGAGAGAGAUUGCGAAAGCAGAGAACGGGAACGCGAGGGAAGUAGCAAUAGUUUGAAUAAUCUGAACCAACAAGUACCGAAACCCCUUGUUCGUCUAUGA
Culicoides brevitarsis is the source of this 2304-nucleotide messenger RNA. RefSeq names its product protein jim lovell (gene lov). Gene Ontology annotation, molecular function: DNA binding; protein binding. NCBI's taxonomy places the organism in Eukaryota, Metazoa, Arthropoda, Insecta, Diptera, Ceratopogonidae. Gene Ontology annotation, cellular component: nucleus. Gene Ontology annotation, biological process: regulation of transcription by RNA polymerase II. The coding region runs from base 1 to 2304 and encodes 767 amino acids. The record is from RefSeq and is a predicted model, not a curated record. The transcript has 4 exons.